AUGCAGGCACCAGUAGUGAUCAUGAACACCUCGCAGGAGCGGGCGACAGGCCGUGAGGCGCAGGUGUCGAACAUCACGGCAGCGAAGGCGGUUGCAGACGUGAUUCGGACGUGUCUGGGUCCAAAGGCGAUGCUGAAGAUGCUACUCGACCCGAUGGGGGGCCUAGUAUUGACGAACGAUGGACACGCGAUCUUGCGGGAGAUCGACGUGGCGCACCCUGCAGCCAAGUCGAUGCUGGAGCUGUCGCGGACGCAGGACGAGGAGGUCGGGGACGGAACGACGACGGUGAUCAUUUUGGCGGGGGAGAUUCUCGCGCAAUGCGCGCCGUACAUCCUGGAGAAGAACAUCCACCCGGUGAUCAUCAUCCAGGCGCUGAAGCGCGCGCUGGCAGACGCGCUGGAGGUGGUGCGGGAUGUGAGCAAGCCAGUGGACGUGGAGAACGAGAAGGCCAUGAAGGAGCUGAUCCAGGCCGCGAUCGGCACGAAGUACGUGAGCCACUGGUCCGCCAAGAUGUGCGAUCUUGCAUUGGCCGCAGUGCGCACCGUGCGCGUGGAUCUCGGCAAGGACGUGAUGGGCGAACAGCAAUACGAGAUUGAUACCAAGCGCUACGUCCGUGUCGAGAAGAUCCCAGGUGGAGAUGUUGUUGACUCGCAGGUGCUGAACGGUGUGAUGCUGAACAAGGAUGUUGUUCAUCCGAAAAUGGCCCGCCGGGUGGAAAAGCCGCGCGUGGUAUUAUUGGACUGCCCUCUGGAAUACAAAAAGGGCGAAUCGCAGACGAAUAUUGAGAUCACAAAGGAAGAAGACUGGAACCGGAUCUUACAGAUUGAGGAAGAGCAGAUUCAGUGGAUGUGUGAACAGAUUCUUGCGGUGAAGCCCACUGUUGUCAUAACUGAAAAGGGAGUCUCCGACUUGGCUCAGCACUUUUUGUUGAAGGGGGGGUGCAGUGUCCUCAGAAGAGUGAAGAAGUCCGACAACAACAGAAUUGCCAGGGUCACUGGUGCCACUAUUGUAAACCGUGUUGAGGAUCUGAAGGAAACCGACGUUGGCACGAAGUGCGGUGUGUUCAAAGUGGAACUGAUUGGUGAUGAGUAUUUCACCUUCCUUGAUGAAUGUGAGGAGCCAAAGGCUUGCACGAUCAUGCUAAGAGGCUCUUCGAAGGAUAUACUAAAUGAAGUUGAGCGUAACUUGCAGGAUGCAAUGGCCGUGGCUCGGAAUGUAAUGCUCGCUCCUUCGUUGUCUCCUGGCGGAGGUGCAACUGAAAUGGCGGUUUCUGUGAAGUUGGCCGAGCGUGCGAAGCAACUGGAAGGCAUUCAGCAAUGGCCAUACCAGGCCGUAGCAGAUGCCAUGGAAUGUAUACCACGUACUCUGAUCCAGAAUGCCGGAGGCAACCCUAUCAGAGUUCUAUCUCAACUAAGAGCACAGCAUGCACAAGGAAACCAUACCUGUGGUAUCGAUGGUGACGCCGGUAAGGUUGUUGACAUGGUUGAAUACGGUAUAUGGGAGCCGGAGGUAAUUAAACAACAGAGCAUUAAGACCGCUAUAGAAAGUGCUUGUCUUCUACUAAGAGUCGAUGACAUUGUCAGCGGUGUCAGGAAGCAAGAGCAGUAG
Eremothecium gossypii ATCC 10895 is the source of this 1608-nucleotide messenger RNA. RefSeq names its product chaperonin-containing T-complex subunit CCT3 (gene CCT3). Bases 1 to 1608 code for a protein of 535 amino acids. Gene Ontology annotation, biological process: protein folding. Gene Ontology annotation, molecular function: ATP-dependent protein folding chaperone; ATP hydrolysis activity; ATP binding. Lineage: Eukaryota; Fungi; Ascomycota; Saccharomycetes; Saccharomycetales; Saccharomycetaceae. The record is from RefSeq and is marked provisional. The transcript has a single exon. Gene Ontology annotation, cellular component: chaperonin-containing T-complex.